CAUAACACUGCAAAGCUAAAAGGAGGAAACAGCAGAGUACAGGGGUUACUCGAAGUCUCGAAAGUAUAUGCACACAAGAGCAGUGCUUAUGAGAGAGUGUUGUUUUUCUGCAGAUGUAAUUGAAGAGGAUGAAGCUGUUUUGUACUCAUCUUCCACCUCCAUCCUUGUAAGAAUUCCUUAUCUAAAAACCUUCCCUAUUUAAUGCCCUCGAACAAAUCAUACAUAGGAGUAUAUGGGUAUCAAAAAAAAAUAAAUCAUAUAUAUACUUACAUAUUUUAUCUCUGUAGCUCCCAGUUUCUUCACACGCAUCCGGCAUUCAUAUCCUCUGCAAUAAUUCUCAUUCUCGAGAAACGAGAUCAUAAUUUUCAAAAUCAUUCAUAUGGGUCCUUCACAUUUUCGUUUUCUUACAAACCCAUCUCGAAAUCUUGAAAUUUAGGGUCGAUUUUGUCAUCCGGGUCGGAGAAAUAUUGAGAAAUGGCUCCAACGUUCGAGUGGUGGCCCAUCUGACGACGACGUUUUGUUGUCGAACGGUACCGGAAAUUUGAUUUCCAGCAACCCCAAGUCGAAAUUCCAGUACAAUUUCAUUUUUCUUUUAAUAUAAGUAAUAAUCAGCUCGUGACAGUGUCGUCAUGUAGCAAGAUUCUAAUGGAUCAACUGGUGAUGUGUCGCCACAUCAGCAAGAUUCUAACGUCGGUUAGAAUCUACUUAACGGAAGGACUUGAUACAAACAAUUGUAAAGUUAAAGGACCCGGUUUAGGAAAUCUUUUAUUAAGGGACCUUUUGAAUAAAAGCUGAAUAAUUUAGGGACGUAUCAAUUUAUUUUCCCAACUUAUUUCGACAAAAGUUGAAUACUAAAACACCUGAAAUUUGGACAUCCUUGGGGACUAAUAUUUGUCUAUUAUUGUUCUUUUAUUGGUUUUGUAUUCUCAUGAAUACCUUGUUCAUCUUCAACACUAGUAGGUGAGAUGGUCGGUUAUAGUUGUUGGUUUAAAUUUUUAGCUUAUUGGGAUAGUAGAUUUCAAUAGAGUUCUCUAUAGUUAUGAUUUAUGUAAAAGUAUACUUAGAGAGAUUUUUUUGUUCGACAUGAUAUCCGAUUGGCUAUAUUUUUUUGUUCAGAGGAUACAAGGUUGAAGAUUUAGAAUUUUUACAUAUUAUUAUCUAAAAAGUGCGGCUUGACACUACCUAGAAUAUUUACUAAGGAGUUUCUAUCGUUGAUAAUGUUCUUACAGCUAUCUUUGAAUAUUUCUGCAGUUACAAAUUUAUGUCUUGCAUGUCUUUUUAUGUGUCUUGUAAUUUGAGGAUUUUAUUUUUUAAGUAUUACCUUAUGAAGCGAAAUUCAGCGGACUUAAUUUGACUGAAUUUUGAUCAUAGUACUCGAUGGACUCGUUCAAAAUUUUGACUUAAUUGAAUCAUUUAUGCAUAUGGAGUUUGAAUUUUAAGUAAAAGUCAUUACACGAAGGAGUCUGGAAUUAGACAGGAAGACCAAAAGCAGCUUCCCAAUGGCUCCCACCUUCAUUUUGUCAAUGUCUUCAUUAUAAUUGUACUUGUUGAUGCUAUCUGAACUUACAUCUUCAUCUUCAAACCUUUAGACUAGAUCCUUCAAACAAAAAAAAUGUCUGCAGUUAUUGUACCUUCUGCAAUAGACUUGCAUUUCCCAUCCAUGUCUUCCGACACAAUGGAUGAGGACUUCCAAGAUGAAAUGACCGUUGCAUCAUCAACAGAGAUCGCGGAAGCUAACAGUUUAUUGUCGUCUUGGGCAUCUACUGGAGUUUUAACAUCUCCAGAAGUUAAUUCAACCUCGUACAAAAGUACCAAGAUCCAUGAGCCUCUGUCAACUCCAGAAACCUCAAGUGUAUCACCAAAUGAUGAAGUCACUGGUUCUUAUACUUUCAGAUUUGAUUGCUACUCGCGAAGAGCAGGAUUUGAAGUUGGAAAGUAUUUGACAUCUGAUACUUUCUCAGCAGGAGGGCAUGACUGGGCCAUAAAUUUGUACCCCAAUGGCAAGAAGUACGAGUAUAAAGAUUACAUCUCGCUCUAUAUAAGAUUGGACAGUGAAGGAACUGAUGUGAAUGCCGUGUUUGAGAUGAUGCUUGUUGAUCAGAGUGGAAGAGGCAAGCACAGCAUGCAGACACAUUUUGGUUUCUUGAUGAGACGACGUGGAAGCCAAUGGGGAUUUGGCCAGUACAUGAAAAAAAAAUAUUUGGAGAAACUAGGCUACCUAAAAAAUGAUUGUCUGGUAGUAAACUGUGUGGUGGGAGUCCUUGAAUCUGGUACAGGAUUUGAAAUCUCAGCCCCGAGUAAUUUUACAUCCGCUUACUUAUCUGCAUCCCUUAAUAAUCAGAUUAUGAAGCUUAAGAAAUCACAAAGCAUGAAGGUUUCUGACAGCGAGGACACAAAGUUGCCAGAUUUGGAGUCAGCAGUAAAAGUAAUCAAUGAAUUUGAAUCUCCAUCGCAGCUACAAGGGCUUAUUAAUGAUGGAGACCGCAGAAAAUUUUCUCAGUACUUGUAUGCAGUGGAUGAGAUCCAGCAAUCAAUUAGGUCAGGUAUCUCCGGUUAUGACACUCAUGGAGCUCGAGCUAUUAAACAGCUGCAGCUGAUCUUUCAAAGAAUCUUGGACUGCUCGGUUACUGGGACAAAGUAUGAUGCUAUGACUACCACUGUUUACUCUAGUAGUGUGACCAGCAGUUACAAUUAUGAGUUGCAGGGAAGCAAUCAGACUGGCCAGGGUGAGCUCUCGAGUGAGCAAAUCUAUCGUCUGUGCAGUAUAGUAAAUAGACUAAACUCCACAGGAUGUCUUGGCGACUGCAUCAACGUGUACAGAAUUUCAAGGAAGUCAGCAGUGGAUGCAAGGUAUAUGAGGUUCUGCAUUGGUAGGUGGACCAUCAACGACUUGCAAAGUUUGUACUACGAAGACUUUACCUCAAAAAUCAGAAUGUGGAUACUAGCAGCCUAUAAAUGUUAUGACGCUAUAUUUCCUGGGGAGAGGCAAUAUUAUGAGCAGAUCUUUAGUGGUGUAAGUGCUGUCACAGACGAAAACUGUUUCCUGGCUAUAGUUAAACAUGCUGCGAUUGAGUUGAACAAUUUCGCGGAAGCAGUAAGUUGUACUACAUCAUUUCAAAAGUUCUUCCCUGUUUUGGAUCUGCACAAGGUUCUGGUUGCUAUCUUGCCUAAGAUCCAGAGCACGUUCCACUCGGUAUCAGUUGCAAAUAUAUCUUAUAGGGCUAGUAAUAUUAUCAAUAGCCUCACAACUGUCAUAAGGAAAUUGUUUUCCAGCUUCCAGGAUACUGUGCUCAAUGAGCAAUUAGACACCCUACCUUCAAAAGGCGCGGUUCAUUCUUUAACAGAAUAUGCCAUGAAGUAUGUUACGAGCAUUUCAUUGCACAAAGAUCUGCUCACAAAUAUAAUUGUAUCUCCACCAACAGAAAGGUUGGGAAAUCAGGAAGAUGAACAAUUUUUGGAAGCUUUGAGUGGAACCCCAUUAAGGCUCCACAUGAUUUGGAUCAUGAUAAGCUUAAGGAUCAAUUUAGAGGGUAAAUCUAGUCUUUAUGGAGACUCGUCAAUGAGUUAUAUAUUCAUCAUGAACAAUGUUAGCUACGUAAUCAAGACUAUUACAGGGUCUCCAGAACUACUAGAGCUGAUUGGGAAGGAGUACCCGUCAAAGUUGAGCAAAUAUGUGCUACAGGCAGCACAGAACUAUGCUUCAUCCACUUCGCACAAGGUUCUGUACUGUUUAAGAGAUGAUGGAUUAAACUUUAAGUUUCUACUUUGUAAUGGGAUUUCAAAGAAUUCUGUAAAGAAUAGGUUCAAGACUUUCAACACUGCUUUUGAAGAGUUUUGUCAGGCCCAAUCCACAAUGUCUGUGUUGGAUACUCAGCUGCGCUGUCAGAUCAAUAAGUUGAUACUAGGUAAGUUGCUUCCGGCUUAUAGAUCAUUUCUGGAGGAAUUUGGUAGCCAUAUACAGAGUGAAAGGUUCAAGAAGAAAUACAUCAAGUAUUCAAAUCAGGAGCUGGAGAACAAAUUAAAAAUUUUGUUUUCAGAACACUGACCACCAAUUGAAAGUGGCAUAGAUACUUGAAACUUGUUUUACAAUCUAAUACUGUUUUCCCACUAUCAUUUUGUAAAUCCUCAAAGAUUGUGUUUUGGCACAUAUAUUUUAUUUUAUCAAGGCCAAUUGAAAGUUUGGGAUAUCA
Molecule: messenger RNA, 4190 nt
Organism: Daucus carota subsp. sativus
Lineage: Eukaryota; Viridiplantae; Streptophyta; Magnoliopsida; Apiales; Apiaceae
Product: exocyst complex component EXO70A1
Exons: 1
Coding region: 1613-4045 (810 amino acids)
Biological process (GO): exocytosis
Cellular component (GO): exocyst
Molecular function (GO): phosphatidylinositol-4,5-bisphosphate binding; protein binding
Source: RefSeq, a predicted model, not a curated record